AUGAUGAAGCUUCAAAUUUCACAUAUUCUCAAACAGUUGCUCCUGUUCUUCUCUCUUCUCCGAUUCUCAUGCGAAGCGAAUCAAAUCGAAAAACUCAACGAGUUGAUCAAGUCUCGGAGAUCGGUAAAUCCUCCUCGAGCUGAGUCAUGGGCUAGUUUAGAUGAGUUAAAUGGACAAUAUUUAUCUCCCCUUUAUGUUGGAAGCCAUGAAGGGUUAAAGGAAGCUAACAAGAUUGAAGCUUUGCCGGGACAACCUGAAGGAGUGGACUUUAACCAAUACUCGGGCUAUGUCACGGUCGACCCUAGAGCUGGGAGAGCAUUAUUCUACUACUUUGUUGAGUCACCCCAAGAUUCUGCAACCAAGCCUUUGGUUUUGUGGUUAAAUGGAGGGCCAGGAUGCUCAUCUUUUGGAUAUGGAGCCAUGGAAGAACUGGGACCUUUCAGAGUCAACAGCGAUGGAAAAACACUUUACCUAAAUGAAUAUGCGUGGAACAAGGCGGCAAAUGUGAUCUUCUUGGAGUCCCCAGCAGGAGUGGGGUUUUCUUACUCCAACAGAUCCUCCGACUACUACAACGUCGGCGACAAGCGCACGGCUAUAGACUCGUACAUUUUUCUUGUGAACUGGCUAGAGAGAUUUCCUGAAUACAAAAACCGCGAUUUUUUUAUUGCUGGGGAGAGCUAUGCUGGUCAUUAUGUGCCUCAACUGGCACACACCAUUCUCUCCAACAACAAUAAUACAAAGAGAACCGUAAUCAACCUUAAAGGCAUCGCUAUUGGGAAUGCUUGGAUCGAUGAUAAAACUGGUGAGCAGGGAACGUACGAUUACUUUUGGACACAUGCAUUGACCUCCGACGAGAGCCAAGCAGGAAUACUAAAGUAUUGCGACUUUGUUAAUUAUACCAGCCUCUGUGACAAAUAUCUCAGUCAAGCAGACAACGAGGUGGGAUAUAUUGAUAUUUACAAUAUUUAUGCUCCAAUGUGCAAAAGCUCAGCACCCAAAUCUUCUACUGGUUCCGUAUAUGAUUUUGAUCCUUGCUCCGAUGAUUAUGUCUAUAACUAUCUGAAUCUUAAGGAGGUACAAACAUCUCUUCAUGUCAGACCAACACAGUGGUCAAGUUGCAGUGGCGUUGGAUGGACAGACAGCCCAACCACCAUUCUACCAACAUUAAAGCAGCUUAUAGCUUAUGGAAUUAGUGUCUGGGUAUACAGUGGAGACACUGAUGGGCGAGUACCAGUGACAUCCUCGAGGUACUCAAUAAACACUUUGAAACUACCAGUUGUAAAUGCUUGGCGCCCCUGGUAUUCUAGCCAAGAGGUUGGAGGACAUGUAGUUCAGUACAAAGGAUUGACACUUACCACAGUAAGGGGUGCUGGGCAUUUGGUUCCGAGCUACCAACCAGAACGAGCGCUGACCCUGAUCUCAUCUUUCCUUCAGAGGAAGCUUCCUCCACCUUCCUGAAAAAAAUCUGCUUAACCUGACAUGAUUAUUCUCUCAUUGUGAGAGCAUCCACAUAAUUGUCACUAAAACUCAGCAGUACUUUAUUUUUUUCUUUAAAAUAUCCCACUUAAUAAGAAGCU
This is a messenger RNA of Morus notabilis, 1577 nucleotides long. RefSeq names its product serine carboxypeptidase II-3. Gene Ontology annotation, molecular function: serine-type carboxypeptidase activity. Lineage: Eukaryota; Viridiplantae; Streptophyta; Magnoliopsida; Rosales; Moraceae. Gene Ontology annotation, biological process: proteolysis. Gene Ontology annotation, cellular component: vacuole. The record is from RefSeq and is a predicted model, not a curated record. The transcript is spliced from 8 exons. Bases 1 to 1458 code for a protein of 485 amino acids.